Vitis riparia (riverbank grape) is the source of this 2266-nucleotide messenger RNA. RefSeq lists its product as uncharacterized. The coding region runs from base 59 to 2158 and encodes 699 amino acids. The record is from RefSeq and is a predicted model, not a curated record. The transcript has 2 exons. Lineage: Eukaryota; Viridiplantae; Streptophyta; Magnoliopsida; Vitales; Vitaceae.
CUCCCUCGCAUCACAUUCCAAGACUCGUAGAAAAGUGGGUAUUAGCUGCAUAAUCAUCAUGAAUAUGAGAAAGAAAAUUUUGCGCCUAAUUGUGAAAGUAUUUCUUAAUGACUGGCUACUCCGUGUAUUCAUUUUAGUCAGCCUCUUCUCACAAAUACAGCUCCUCCUCCUGGGCAACAGGAGAAAAUAUACACCAGGAAACUGGCUUAGAUCCAUCAUUUGGCAAGCUUACGCAACAAAAGAUGCGAUAAUUGAUAUUUCUAUUGGCGCGCUCUUCAAGUGGCAAGGAACCAGUGAAGAUAACUCAUCACAACAAAACGACUUGAUAAAGGCAUUUUGGCUACCAUUUCUGCUACAGCACCUUGGAGGCCCGGACACCAUCACAGCCUAUUCUUUGGAAGACAAUGAAUUGUGGAAAAGACAAUUCAUUCAGCUACUCUUGAAGUUUGUGUGGGCAUCGAGCAUCUUUUUAAGGUCCUGGAAGAGCAGACCACUCAAUAUUAUAACCAUUCCAAUGUUUGUGACAGGACUGAUCAAGUACGGGGAGAAAACUUGGUUUCUAAGGUCCGCAAGCUCCAAUCAUUUUAGAAAAACCAAGAUCCGUCAUGAGGAGAAUAGUGAUACGGAGACCAUUCAUACGGAGCCCAGAGAUGAGGAGUCCAGCGAUGAGGAGCCCAGCUGUGCGUGUGAGUGUUAUGCCGCAUUCAUGGCAGAGUAUGAUGGGGUCAGUUAUGCCGCAUUCAUGACAGGGUGUGAUUGCAAGAAAGCUGAGGUGGAGAAUACACCUUCGCCAGACCCCAGAAAUGAAAGUAUCCUAGUUGCAGCCCCUUUGCAAAAGGCUAUUGAAUUCUUCCCCAAGUUCAAGCGUUUAUUUACAGAUGUCGUCCUUAAGCCGACAUAUCUUGAACAAAGCAAGUCCUUCUUCAAUAAUAUAUCUUGGAAACAAGCUUUCGAAGUGAUUGAGAUUGAGCUUGGGUUCAUUUAUGACAUCUUCUAUACCAAGCCAAUGAAGGUUUCUGAUGAAUGGGGUUUGGUACGCCGUUUCAUCUGUCUAUUUUCAGAAAUCUCAACAUUCAUCGGCUUCAUGAAAAUUGACGGGCAUGAGUGCUCAACUACUGACGUGAUUAUAACAUGGUUGUUGCUGGUUGGAGCAAUUGUUGAGGAGAUUUAUUCUAUUAUUCUACUGUGUUCCUCUGACAGGACCAUGAAUUGGUUGAACAAGCAAGGAAAAACACGAGUGACUCGGAUCUGCAAAGCCAUAUCGAGUUGCCGACUACCUUAUCUCUUCCCUGCAAACAAGAGAUGGUCUGAUUCCAUGGCACGGUACAAUCUAAUAAGUUACAGCCUCAAAAAUUUGCCUAUCAAGUUCAGUGAGGUCUGGAAGUUCUUUUGCAUUCCUCGGAUGUUGGAUGAAUGUUCUUCUAAGAAUUCAGAUGUCCCCAAAUAUUUGAAAAAAUUGAUCUUUGAACAGCUUCAGGAGAAAUCAAGGCAUGCCCCAGGCAUUAAGGAAGCCAAGGAAUUAUGUGCUGACAGAGGAAAACGGACGCUAGAAGAGAUGAAAUGUUUCUGUACGUUACGCUGGAGCAUUGAGGGAGAAUUCGAUGCGUGCAUUCUCCUCUGGCACGUGGCAACUGAUCUCUGCUACUAUACUGAUCUAAACAAAAAAUCAAGCCCUACCGAGAACUCAAACCGUGAAGCAAGCAAGCUGCUAUCAGAUUAUAUGGUGUAUCUUCUGGUCAAGCACCCCGUUAUGUUGCCUGAUGGAAUUGGACAAAUCCGAUUUCAAGACAGCUGUGCUAAGGCCACGGAGAUUUUUAAGUGUGUAAAAGAUAGAAUCCAAGCUUGUGAAAGGUUACUUCUUCAAGUGAACACUGAAAUUCCACCAUUGAAAGUGAAAGGAGAAAGAAGCAAGUCAGUGUUAUCCGAUGCCUGCAGGCUGGCCAAGUCUUUGCAAUCCCUGGAGAAAAAAGAGGAAUGGAACUGUGAAAAGAAGUGGGAGAUGAUGAGUCGUGUGUGGGUAGAGAUGCUAUGUUAUGCUUCAUGUCACUGUCCACCGAAUCGCCAUGCUGAGGAGCUAAAGAAUGGUGGAGAGCUGCUUACUCAUGUCUGGCUUCUGAUGGCUCAUUUUGGUAUUACUGAACAUGUAUACCUGGAUUAGGCUGGUUGUGAAUUAGAAAUGCUGAUGACAAAGAGAUUGGGUGGAUUUUCUCCAUUUCCAUAGAAAUUCCUUUUUUCUCAAAAAUGGUUUUCAAUCCUUUCAUUCAAA